AUGAGCAAAAGCCUUCUUGGUUCCACUCAUCACCACUACUUGCUAGGAAAAAGCUUGCGUGCGCUUCAACAACGAGGUGCUUUCGGACUUUAUGGAAAAUCAAUAUUGUCGUCUCAUGCUAACAGCAUCAGCAGCAGCAAGAGAAGCGUCGACGGGAGAGCAACCUUUAAUGUUCGUCAUUAUCAUUCGAGCCAGAGAGUGUUGAGAGAACGAGAGGAAGAUUCUUCUUCUCCUACUGUAGUUUUCAUUCCGGAAGUGGGCUAUGAACUAAAGAAUACCUUUUCAGAAGGAAAUCCUGUAUUGGAAACCGCACAGCAAAUGGAUAAGGAAAAAUUGAAACAAUUAUUGAAAAGUGCAAAGCCUAAUGCCCUAAGAAAUGUUUCGAAAAUUCCAAAAGAACCUGAUGCCAUGAUGAACCAAACAUUAUCAUCAUCAAAGCCCAAACUACCAAAUCUUACUCAACCUCUAUUUGAAAGUAGCAAUAUUCAAUACAUUGUUCCAGGAAUUCACUUCAACGCACGAGACUUACAAGUUACAAAGUUAGAGAAUGGCUUAACCGUUUCUACUUUUUCGAAACAUUCGAAUUUGGUUUGCAUUUGUGUGGCUUUCCGUGCUGGUCCGAGAUAUGAAAAGCCUCAUGAAGCAGGAAUUUCAACAAUUAUCAAUAGAUUAACAUUUGCCCAUUCGCGAAAGUUUACUGAAGACUUUGUAAAAGAAUAUCUUGAAGACAAAGUUCUUUAUGAGUCAACCUCUGAAUAUGAAAGUCACUCCUUCUUCAUUACUUGCCCAAAAGACAAGGUCGACAUUGCAUUUGAAUUUCUCUCAGAUACCAUGCUACAUCCAAAGUUUUAUCAAAGUGAUGUUGAUGCUGCAAUUGAAUUACUCAAGUUUAAUUUGGAAACAGAAAUGUCAAUUCCUUCAAGUCCAACAGUAAUGACAGAUUCCAUUUUGAAAUCAUGUUUUGGUGCAACUCCCGAGGGCGGAUUAGGAAAUCCAUCCCUUGCAAUCAAAGAAGAUGCUACGCCUGAAAUUCUUCAUGAUUUUUAUGACCGAUUCCAUGUUCCAAGUAGAUGUACAAUUUCAGCCAUUGGAAUUGACCAAAACAAGAUGUUAGAACUGGUUAACAAAUAUAUGGACUUUUCACCUCAGGCUCUACAAAACAAUUCCAUGCAAGAGCCAUAUGUUAAACCAAUAUGGAAACCUGGUGAAUUAUAUAUCGAAUUUUUGGAGAGACCUCAGUCAGCCUUUUUACAGAACAUUCCACCAAGUACAUCCUUUGUUGCUUCAUUUGAAGGAGUUGGACAUAAGGAUGUUGACGACCUUUUUACCGUCAAUGUCUUGGAAACGAUCUUGGGAGGUGGAGAUUCCUUCUCUAGUGGUGGACCUGGAAAGGGUAUUUAUUCUGUAAUCAAUAGACAUUACCUUCCAGCAUUCCAGUUCAAUAACAUGAUUGCUCAACACUAUGCCUAUUCUGAUACAGGCAUUUUCUCUUUCCAUGCUAGUCUGAAUCACGAAGAAAUGAAUCCAGGUCAACUCCCCAUUGCAAUUCUUACUCUCCUUUCCAAGAUGCCAGAAUAUAUUACCGAUGAAAUCUUGGAUCAAGCCAAACAACAGUACAAAUCUCAAGUAUUGCACAGCUUAGAAAGUAAUAACUCAUUGGUGUUGAAUGCUGUGAACGAUCUUAUGUGGAACAACAAAUAUUUUGGCGUAGAUUUUCUUGUGAAUAAGAUUGAUUCUGUGACGAAGAAGGAUAUUUUAGACGUGAUCGAUCGAUUGUUCUACAGAGGAAAGCAGCCUGGACUUGUCGCCAUUGGAGAUGUAUCCCAGUUAAUGCAACCACCAGAAUUCCGUAAAUUCUUUUCUGAAAUUUGCCAAGCAAAAAAUCCUUCGGUUUUAUCUAAAUUAUUCAGAAGAAAUAGAAAGUAA
This is a messenger RNA of Naegleria fowleri, 1926 nucleotides long. RefSeq lists its product as uncharacterized. The coding region runs from base 1 to 1926 and encodes 641 amino acids. NCBI's taxonomy places the organism in Eukaryota, Heterolobosea, Eutetramitea, Acrasida, Naegleriidae. Gene Ontology annotation, molecular function: metal ion binding. The record is from RefSeq and is a predicted model, not a curated record. The transcript has a single exon. Gene Ontology annotation, cellular component: mitochondrion.